AUGGACGACCCCCCCAGCCUCCCGCUGGCAGACUCGUCAGACUGCAGCUUCGCAGCGUAUUCCUCUGGCUCUGAGCUGAGCUCACCUCCUGCGUCGCCGCAAACGCCGCCGGGCUUCUAUCCCUCGCCGCCGCCCACGCAGGAGGACGAGCAGCAGCAGCAGGAGCGCGCCCGGACUGGCCGCCAAGACGAGCCGCCCAAAAAGAAACGCCGAGUGGGCCCCGCGCCGCGUUCAACGCAGCAGCUCGACCUGACCGAUUCGGCAAAGCUGCCCUACACUGACCAGCUCGCCCAGAUCGACCUGCUCGUCAAGACCCUGCGCACCCACCGCAAGAUCGUCGUCAUUGCCGGCGCUGGCAUCUCGACCUCUGCUGGUAUCCCUGACUUCCGCUCGUCGAGUGGCCUGUUCAAGUCCGUGCAGAAAAAGCACAACCUCAAGGCUUCUGGAAAAUUGCUGUUCGACGCGGCUGUCUACCGCGAUGAUUCCCUCACUGCAUCCUUCCAUGAAAUGGUACGCACGCUCUCCAAGGAGGCCGCAGACUCAACCCCGACCGCCUUCCAUCACAUGCUCGCAAGAAUCGCCCAAGACAACCGCUUGUCGCGCCUGUAUACUCAGAACAUCGACUGCAUCGAAUCCUCCAUGCCGCCUCUUGCAACUCAAGUCCCCUUGGCUCCCAAAGCGCCAUGGCCGCGCUGUAUUCAGCUCCAUGGAAGUCUGAAAAUGAUGGUUUGUCAGAAAUGUCGCCAUUUGAGUGAGUUCGAUGGCACUCUAUUUGAAGGCCCCGAUGCGCCUGCAUGUCCCGCCUGCACCGAGACCGACGAUUUGCGCACCACAACCGGUCAGCGAAGCCAUGGGGUGGGCAAAAUGCGACCUCGCAUCGUGCUGUACAACGAACAUAAUCCCGAUGAAGAAGCGAUUGCCUCCGUCAUGAAUACCGAUAUUCGCUCUCGACCUGAUGCUGUCAUUGUAGUGGGAACCAGCUUGAAGAUCCCUGGUGUGCGCCGUCUCGUCAAAAGUCUAUGCAAGGUUGUUCGAAGUCGUCGCAACGGGGUGGCUAUGUGGAUUAACAAUGAGCCUCCCGUAGGCAAAGAGUUUGAGGAUUGUUGGGAUCUGAUAGUCAAGGGCAACUGUGAGGAGGUCGCUCGACUUGCUAGCUUGAAGAAAUGGAACGAUGACAGCCCCGAUGUCUUCGAGCAGUGUGACGCAUCCGAGGUUGAGCGGUUGAAGCAACAAGGACAGGUCUCGGUUGUGGUUAAUACCCCGAAGAAGAAGGUCAAGACUUGCGAUACUGGUUUCCUCACCCCUACAUCGAAUAAUGAUGAAAGCGGUGCGGAACUUCCACAUAAACGGUCGAAAAUCACACUCGCGAACCCUGCAAGCAAAGGGAAAAGUCUUACUGAAAUGCUGGUUGCGAGCAAAACCAACGACAAGAAGAAACCAUCUGCCAAACCCAAGGCAGCUGCAAAGCCUACUGCAAAGACAACUAAAAAACCUCGUGCGACCAAAGCACAAUCCUCUAAAAUCACGGAAUUCAGCAAAGUCACUAAAGGGCCCAAGAUUGCAGACUCAAAUAAACAAGCCAAGUCUGAUAUGGAUAAUAUUUCCAAGGCAAUAAAAGUCCUCCCAGCAUGGGAAGCUCGAAGCAAUCAGCCCCCGAUGUUUCCGCGCCUGGUUGGACCGUUAUCAAAAGACAGUCAAUUAUAUCAAAACGGGCCCGAGAACAAUAUAUCUCCAGAACAAACAGCAAAGGCAUGA
Molecule: messenger RNA, 1755 nt
Organism: Talaromyces proteolyticus
Lineage: Eukaryota; Fungi; Ascomycota; Eurotiomycetes; Eurotiales; Trichocomaceae
Product: DHS-like NAD/FAD-binding domain-containing protein
Exons: 2
Coding region: 1-1755 (584 amino acids)
Biological process (GO): negative regulation of transcription by RNA polymerase II; replication-born double-strand break repair via sister chromatid exchange; pericentric heterochromatin formation
Cellular component (GO): mating-type region heterochromatin
Molecular function (GO): NAD+ binding; histone deacetylase activity, NAD-dependent
Source: RefSeq, a predicted model, not a curated record